ACAGUACCAUCCACGUAAGACUUCAUGGAGAGCCUAUUCUCGCCACGGGUGGAUUUUGAGGAUAUUGUAGAGUAUGCGAUCUACAAUGAUUUCGGUGACCAUAGUGGUAUAGGUUCUGAGGAGUUGCGGAAAGCUGCACAGGAUUUCGCAGCCGUCACCCAAUCCUUCAUUUCCCAAUGGACCAAUGGCUAUAUAUGGCACAAAGAUCCAUUUGAGUUGAGCGUUGUGACAACAAAAGACUUGGUCGCACCUUUUCUGCAGGGGAGGACCCGCCACGGUGAUGGAGUUGAGGAUGAGUGGUUCAUUGUGUCGCUCUUACGUGAGCUGACGAUACAGUUUCCGGAGGCAGUAGUGAGCGUACGGGACAAUGAUGGUGAGAUCUUGCUGAUUGAAGCUGCCGAGCAUAUUCCGCCGUGGUUGGAUCCCAGUACCAGCCAGAACAGAGUAUUUCUUCACAAGGGUCUCGUUCACAUCAUUCCUAUACCGCAAAAUCCAGCCGAGAUUGUUUUGUAUCCAUCUGGACCCAUCACACUAAAUCGGGCACUUGAUUUGGUGAGAGGGUCCGCACCGACUGAAGCACCGAAAAACGUUCAGGCAGCUAUAAUGGCAAGGCUGGCGCGCUAUCCUCAAGGUGCCAAAGAGAAUAUUCAUCGCGCGAGAUGUUAUAUUCCUCGGCCCGUAGCACAUCUUCUGCACCAUGACCCUCAGCUAGUAGCUUCCGCGGUCGAAGCAUUCUACCUACGUGAUCCAAUAGCAAUGAAGGCAUGCUAUAAAAUGGAGAAAUUUCCGCCAACAAACAAUGUGAUGGUAACGGUUCGUAUGAACCGCACCCAUUACGCUCAGCUUGUCAGUCAAAAGUUCCACCCGCCGAAACCUUUUCGCUUACCCCCAAUAUCAUCUCCGAACUUUAAAGCGUGCGAACUUGGCAUGAAGCUUGCGUGCGGAUUCGAAAUGCUUUGUGCCGAUCGACACCUUCGGAGUUCUUCGAAACACAAUGGACAUCGUUCAGUUGAUACAUACGCGUUCGAGGUGGACCCUGAAUGGCAGGCCUUCCUAAGGAGGUUAGACAAGCUGAGCUAUUUUGGGAAAGAACUCCCCGGAUCAGAGCUGUACAAACAGCUGGAGAAUACUGCGAAGAAACAAUACCUACAGGCCAAAUUCAGCGAGAGCGAAGUUUUCGGGGAAAAUCCGAUUGACAAGAUAGAAUAUAUUCUCAACCAACCUUUGGAGGAUGAAAGUAACUUAUCUCAAGAACCAGAGGACAACGACAAGUGGAUGGAAGUAGAUCCGGCCAACUUAGAUCGAAUGUUUGAUGAAGAAAAGCUCAAGAUGUCAGCUGAUGAUUGGGAAGAGUUAAAUCAGGAAGAUCUGUCGGAUCUUGAUGAUGAAGAGAAGCAUGAUAUGGAGGAGCUGUCGAAAAUGUUCGGAGGCUUCACAUCUUUUGUCGAGAAGGAGAGCGGACUCGGAGGAGUUGUGUUUCCACAUGAGAGAGAUUUCGAAGAACAGGAAGACACAGAUGAGGAGGAUACUCCUCUCAGAUUUGAGGAGGGACAGUUUCUUCAGUCUAUGAUGGACGUACUAGGUAUCAAUCGAGACGACUUUGAUCGGAUAACAAAAAGCAAAGCAUCUGGAAAUACCACUUUUUCAACAGCGGAGGACGUCCUUCGACCAAUUGAGCGCGUCAUGCCUAGUGUAUCAUUUGAUCUAGAUGACAGCGAAGAACGCAAAACUGACGAAGCCAGUGAAUUCGCGGACACUCCUGCUCCCGAUGCGCAGCUUGAGUCUUACAUGGACUCGAUGGAUCGCGAACUCUCGCGGACCAAACUCGGCGAUGAUUUUGAGAAAAUCACGUCGGAGGGGCCCAGCAUCUCGGUUGUCAAUGAGGAAGGGGAGGAGGAACUGCAAAAGGUCGAUUUAGAUUUUAAUUUGGUCAAAAAUAUUCUCGAGUCGUUCUCCGCUCAGGAGGGCCUUCCAGGUCCCGCUUCGAGCAUAUUAAACUCCAUGGGCAUCGGGCUUCCACCCAAGCGAAGGAAGUGAGGGGCUAAUAUUUUGCAUGUAUAUAUCCUGCAUUCUGGAAUUUCCGUAUACACUUUGUACAAAAUAAUCGUUGCAAUAUUUAGAAGACGGCCAUGUAGAAAUACUAGCGAGUUCUGCAGGUUGUCACGUGGCGAC
This is a messenger RNA of Spizellomyces punctatus DAOM BR117, 2172 nucleotides long. RefSeq lists its product as uncharacterized. The transcript has 14 exons. Bases 25 to 2037 code for a protein of 670 amino acids. Gene Ontology annotation, cellular component: nucleus. Lineage: Eukaryota; Fungi; Chytridiomycota; Chytridiomycetes; Spizellomycetales; Spizellomycetaceae. The record is from RefSeq and is a predicted model, not a curated record.